AUGUGUUCCGGAACCCUCAUCCCCUGUCUCCUCACUCGGAACUUCCCGCACAAGCUUGACAGUCCCAUUUAUCGAAUCAGUCCAGACCUCGUCUCCCACUCGGAUCGGAUGAUCUGGAUCUUCCGCGAUGACGAGGUGGAGGUUGCCAUCUUCAUCCUCAAGAGUUCUCAGGUUCACUGGCUCCCACUCCUCUGCCUGGUCACCCGCCGUGCUAUUGCCAGCAGGCAUCACAUCUUCAACAAAUUCCUCUCCUCUGCUCCGAAGAGCAAAAUUACCGCCUCGAAGAUGGAAUUGACCCCAUCGUUUCGGCAGGUCGGGCUCUCUCGACUGCGACUCCGCCACCUCCGACGGGCACGUGGACGAUGGCUCUGUCUCCCCGUUUGUGGGGACAACACAAUCCGAAUGGUCCGCUUCGUAACCGAGACAGCCCGCGACACCGUCAUCAACCCGUACUCGGUCUUCAUCGCGGACGAGCGCACGGUCGUGGACCAGACCGUCCUCGUGGUGGGCAUCCACGACGAGACGCGCGAGAUCGAGGCCACGGUGCGGAUGGUCCCCGAGCUGCUCGACCUUCUCGCUGCGAACUUGGUCAUUGCAAACACGAAUAUUACGGAGAUGAAACUGAAUGCGGAGGAGACGGGCGGGGUGUACAGGCAUUAG
Molecule: messenger RNA, 660 nt
Organism: Aspergillus japonicus CBS 114.51
Lineage: Eukaryota; Fungi; Ascomycota; Eurotiomycetes; Eurotiales; Aspergillaceae
Exons: 2
Coding region: 1-660 (219 amino acids)
Source: RefSeq, a predicted model, not a curated record